AUGGUGGCAGAGGAUUGGUUAAGAUCGACCGAGGCCAUCUUUGAUCAUAUGGAGUUGAAUGAUCGCCAAAGAGUCUCCUGCGUAGUUUAUCUACUUAAGAUGGAUGUAAGGAUUUGGUGGGAAGUAAUUAAACAGACCCGUGACCAGAAUUCCAUGACUUGGGCAGAAUUCAUCCAGGCUUUUAGUAAGAAGUAUUAUGGUGCAAUCGUGCUAGCAAUCAAGGUUGACAAGUUUGUAACUCUGGUACAAGGAAACCUAUCUAUGACUAAUUAUGCACAGAAGUUCGAUAGGUUAGCUAAAUUUGCUCCUAAAGUGGUGCCAACUAAGACUUUGCGAGUCCAAAGGUUCGUAAGGGGACUCAAGAUGAUGAUCGUUAGGGAUGUUAAGAUGACCAAUGCUGAAGUGUUCAUUUAUGUAGAAGUACUUGAUUGA
Humulus lupulus (European hop) is the source of this 432-nucleotide messenger RNA. RefSeq lists its product as uncharacterized. Lineage: Eukaryota; Viridiplantae; Streptophyta; Magnoliopsida; Rosales; Cannabaceae. The transcript has a single exon. Bases 1 to 432 code for a protein of 143 amino acids. The record is from RefSeq and is a predicted model, not a curated record.